Leptopilina heterotoma is the source of this 749-nucleotide messenger RNA. RefSeq names its product protein UXT homolog (gene Uxt). NCBI's taxonomy places the organism in Eukaryota, Metazoa, Arthropoda, Insecta, Hymenoptera, Figitidae. The transcript is spliced from 2 exons. The coding region runs from base 185 to 631 and encodes 148 amino acids. The record is from RefSeq and is a predicted model, not a curated record.
UGUCGCUGUUUCUUUCUUAACCUAAGUUUUUAUUUUUGUUUUUAAUCCGCUAAAAAAACCUGUUGUUUACCUCGCAUGUGAAAAUUGAUAAUUUUAAGUUUAUAACGAAACGUAAAAUCAAAUGUGCUCGUUAAUUGCAUGACAGAUCGAAGAGUGUAAUUAUUGUGAAAAAAAAAAAAAAAAAAUGGCCACAAGUCCAGAAAUUCAAGGCAAAAUUAUUCAAUUCGAGGCAUUUAUAAAUGAUCGUCUCCGAGUGGAUCUCACCGAAUUAGAGGAGAAAUUAAACACGAAAAAUUCCGAUCUUGCCGAAUUUAUUCAAUUGAAAUGCGUCAUUAAUACAUGGAAGGAUACGGAGGCUGAUAAAAAUGGCUUUAAAACAAAAGUCGAAAUGGGAUGCGGUUAUUUUGUUCAAGCAUCAGUUGAAGAUGUUCAAAAUAUUCUACUACACAUUGGUUUAAAUCAUUAUGUGGAAUUUUCACUCGACGAUGCACUUGUUGUUAUUAAUGUUCGAAUCAAAUUGUUGGAGAAACAAAUUGAAAAUUUACGAAAUCAAGUUUCCCUAACUAAUGCUCACAUUAAACUUCUCCUACUUGGAAUUGGAGAAUUACAGAAUAAACCCUCAGAUUCCUAGAUUUUUGUUUCCUAUUUUUCUUCAUUCUCUCUGUUUUCUCUGUAUUUUUUUUUUAAUCAACAAAAAGAAUGUAAAUACAAGCAUUGUACAUAAAUAAAGUCUUCUACUUUUCUUUAAA